Molecule: messenger RNA, 4545 nt
Organism: Mollisia scopiformis
Lineage: Eukaryota; Fungi; Ascomycota; Leotiomycetes; Helotiales; Mollisiaceae
Exons: 7
Coding region: 36-4358 (1440 amino acids)
Biological process (GO): transmembrane transport
Cellular component (GO): membrane
Molecular function (GO): ATP hydrolysis activity; ATP binding; ABC-type transporter activity
Source: RefSeq, a predicted model, not a curated record
CGACAUCCAACGUUGUCAGAUAUAUUCUUACACCAAUGGAUAUACUCGCUGAUGCUGCUGCGGCCAAGCAGAUGCAGACCCAGGACUCCAUCGUGCAGGAGCUUGCACUGGGAAAUACAGGCGACGAUGAUCCUGAUGGGAAGCAAAUCUUCGGAGGCAACGAUCCAAACUCGCCUCUGAAUCCACACAGCGAAAAGUUCAACGCAAGGGCUUGGGGCGUGAAUUUUACCAGGAUUGCCCACAAGCACGGCAAGAAAUUUCGCCAGGUUGGCUUGUGUUUUCAGAGUCUGAACGUGUUUGGCUACGGUACUCCCACAGACUUUCAGAAGGACGUGGGUACUGUGUGGUUAGCUUUGCCAGGCAUGGUUCGACGAUUCUUUUCCAGCACCUCCGGUCAGACUCGAAUCAACAUUCUGCACCAGUUCGAUGGGCUCCUCCGCCCUGGUGAGAUGCUCUGUGUUCUUGGACCACCAAGCUCUGGCUGUUCAACGUUUCUGAAGACAAUCUCUGGAGAAACGGACGGCAUCUUCGUCGAUGAGAAUUCGUACUUCAACUACCAGGGCAUAUCGACCAAGGAAAUGCAUACUGCACAUCGAGGCGAUGCUAUCUACACUGCUGAAAACGAUGUCCAUUUUCCUCAGUUGACAGUCAGGGAGACAUUAACUUUUUCUGCGCGUGCAAGAUGUCAAGCAGAGCUGCCACAGGGUAUUAGUCGCGAGCAGUACUGCGAACACCUUCGAGAUGUUGUCAUGGCCAUGUAUGGUAUUAGCCAUACCAUCAAUUCCAAGGUUGGCGACCAAUACACAAGAGGUGUCUCAGGAGGAGAGCGCAAGCGUGUUACGAUCGCCGAAGCAACACUGGCGAAUGCACCGUUUCAGUGUUGGGACAACUCGACCCGUGGCCUGGACUCGGCCAACGCCAUUGAAUUCUGCAAGACUUUGAGACUCCAAUCUGAGAUCUUUGGCCAGACGUGCGCUGUAUCCAUGUACCAAGCACCACAAAGUGCGUACGAUCUUUUCGACAAAGCCAUGAUCAUCUACGAGGGACACCAGAUCUACUUUGGUCCUGCAUCUAAGGCUAAAGACUACUUCAUCAAUCUUGGAUUCAUAUGUCCCACACGUCAAACUACGCCUGACUUCCUUACGUCCAUGACUUUCCCAGCUGAACGUAUCCAUGACCCAGAAACCAACCCCCCCAGAACUUCGGACGAAUUUGCGAUUGCCUGGAAGACCAGCCCUGAAUACCGCGCACUACAGACAGAAAUCGACACAUACAAAAUGCAGCACCCUAUUGGAGGCCCAGACGCCGUGACGUUUCGAAAACUCAAGAAGGCUUUCCAGGCAAAGGGACAACGUGUUAGCUCGCCGUACACCCUUACCUACGCCCAGCAAGUCCGGCUUUGUACUUGGCGCGGAUUUCGAAGACUAAAAGCGGACCCUUGGCAGACUGUCGGCAUGAUGAUUGGCAACACGAUGUUGGCUCUAAUUCUAUCAUCUUUGUUCUACAACUUGGGCACGACUACGAGCUCAUUCUACGGCCGAUCUGUUAUCCUCUUCAUAGCUAUCUUGUUCAACGCUUUCGCUUCUAUUAUCGAAAUACUGACUCUGUAUGCCCAAAGACCUAUUGUGGAGAAGCAUGCACGCUAUGCUUUUCACCAUCCGUCAGCUGAAAGUUACGCCUCUGUUUUGGUUGAUCUACCUUCGAAGAUCCUCAACAUCGUCUCAUUCAAUCUCGUCUUCUACUUCAUGUCUAAUCUUAACCGUGAGCCCGGUAACUUCUUUUUUUACCUUCUUGUGGUAUUCCUCCUCGUCAUGGCUAUGUCUGGUAUCUUCAGAUUCAUUGCCUCCUUUUCACGGACAGAGCAGCAAGCCAUGAUUCCAGCUUCUAUCAUGAUGCUUGCUCUGCUUAUCUUUACAGGAUUCAUCAUCCCAGUCGAUUACAUGCUUGGCUGGUGCCGUUGGAUCAACUUUCUCAGCCCAGUUGGAUACGGAUAUGAAGCACUCAUGGUCAACGAGUUUCAUGGCCGUGAAUUUCAUUGUUCCGGCUACAUACCUGACUACGCAACUGUCAAUAUGGAUAAUAUAGCUUGUAACGCUGUCGGGGCACUUGCCGGACAGUCUUUCGUCAACGGAGACCAUUACAUAAACUCUGCAUAUAGCUACUAUCAUAGCCAUAAAUGGCGCAACGUCGCGAUCAUCCUUGCCAUGGCAAUCAUCAAUCAUCUCGCCUACUUCAUCUCCAGCGAGUACGUUACAGCAAAGAAGUCUAAGGGCGAGGUCCUCGUGUUCCGGCGAGGCUUCCUUCCAGACUCCGCCAAGCCUGGCUCUGACGUCGAGAAAGCGCUCUCCAUUCCUGUUGCAGUCGCAGAGAAGUCCAAGUCUUCCUUCUCGAUCAAUGAGAGAUCCUUCCAGAAUUUCAAAAGUGUCUUCCAUUGGCGCAAUGUUUGUUACGACAUCAAGAUCAAAGGCAAAUCUAGGCGCAUCUUGGAUCACGUUGACGGUUGGGUCAAACCAGGUACCCUCACCGCCUUGAUGGGUGUCUCCGGAGCUGGUAAAACGACUCUUCUUGAUUGUUUGGCUAAUCGUCGGACGGGGGUGGGCAUCAUUACUGGAGAGAUGUUAGUCAAUGGGAUGGUUCGUGACGAGAGUUUUCAGCGCAAGACUGGCUAUGCCAUGCAGCAAGAUAUUCAUCUUGAGACUAGCACCGUUCGAGAGGCUUUGAGAUUCUCAGCUCUCCUUCGUCAAUCGUCUAGUAUUCCCAAGAAAGAGAAGUUGGCUUACGUAGAUGAAAUUAUUCAACUACUGGGCAUGGAAGACUACGGCGAUGCAGUUAUUGGUGUCUUGGGUGAAGGGUUGAACGUGGAACAGCGCAAACGAUUGACUAUUGGUGUUGAAUUGGUUGCAAAGCCACCUCUCCUGCUCUUCGCCGAUGAGCCUACUUCUGGUCUUGACUCUCAAACAAGCUGGGCUAUACUAGACCUGUUACAAAAGCUAUCCAAAGCCGGCCAGUCUAUCCUCUGCACCAUACAUCAGCCCUCUGCCAUGUUAUUCCAAAGAUUCGACCGCCUUCUUCUGCUUGCCGAAGGAGGCCGUACAGUUUACUUCGGCGAUAUCGGCACAAACUCCCAUAUUCUCACAAACUACUUCGAGCGAAAUGGAGCGCCACCAUGUCCAAUCAGCGCCAACCCGGCGGAGUGGAUGCUCGAGGCAAUUGGUGCUGCCCCUGGUUGUUGCUCCGACAAUGACUGGCACGAAAUAUGGCGAUCAAGCCCUGAGUACCAGAUCGUUCAGCAUGAGUUAGCGAAUCUCGAGAACCCAAGCACACAUAGGCCAUUCGAUCAGAUACACGACCGUAAUUCGUAUGACGAGUUUGCAGCACCACUUUGGCAACAGUUCCUGCUUGUUACACAACGUGUAUUUCAGCAGUCUUGGCGCAACCCUUCUUACAUCUACUCCAAGCUCAUCCUUUGCAUCUCGAGCAGCUUGUUCAUCGGUCUGGUCUUUCUCAAUGCUCCUCUGACCAUCCAGGGCCUCCAAAAUCAGAUGUUUUCUAUCUUCGAAAUUAGCAGUAUCUUCGGCCAAUUAGUCGACCAGCAGAUGCCACACUUCGUUACCCAACGCUCAUUAUACGAAGUCCGAGAACGGCCAUCCAAAACCUAUUCAUGGAAGAUUUUUAUGCUCAGCGAGAUUAUUUCAGAAAUUCCUUGGAACACUCUUGCCUCGGUCUUCAUGUGGGCGCUGUUUUACUAUCCCGUCGGAUUCUACAAGAACGCCGAGGAUGCAGGACAAGCUAUAGAACGAGGAGGUUUGAUGUGGCUCCUAUUCUGGCAGUUCCUCUUGUUCAUGUCUACAUUUGCACACAUGUGCAUUUCCUUCGCUGAUACGGCUGAUGAAGGUGGCAACGUUGCCAACUUUCUGUUCGUCCUCAUCUUCUUCUUCUGUGGUGUCUUGGCGACGCCUGAUUCCAUGCCUCGAUUCUGGAUCUUUCUGUACCGAGCUUCGCCACUGUCGUAUUGGGUCUCUGCUGUGCUCUCAACAGGUAUAGCUAACGUUGAGGUGACGUGCGCAAGCAACGAAUAUACCAUCGUCAAUCCACCAAACGGUCAGACAUGCGGCGACUAUAUGGCAGAUUACAUUUCCAGGGCUGGUGGUUAUCUCCUGAACCCUGAGGCAAUGAUUGACUGUAGCUAUUGCAAGAUCAAGGAAACGAAUCAGUUCUUGUCGGCUAUCGGCUCUGAUUAUGGAGAUAGGUGGCGAAAUUUUGGUAUCAUGUGGGCUUUUAUUUUGUUCAAUAUCGUGGCGGCAUUGUCUUUGUACUGGCUAGUGAGGGUGCCCAAGGGAAAGAAGAAAAAGCUUUGAGGUAGGGACUGAGGACUUGGGAUAGCGAUGACCUUGAGAACUUUUUCGUUACGUACCUGUAAUUCUAUCAUUGUCUCCUGAAUCUCCACUCUUGGCGAAAUUUAAAUUUAAGACUGAACUAUUUAUAGCCUGCGAAAGUCCCUUGGAAGAGUUGGAAAGCUAGAGUCUUAGCUUUGUCCACGGAAAC